AUGUCGGGCGAAAAAAGACCUGCUCAGCAAGCCUUCGGCUCAUCAAAUCAACUGGUCGUAAAACGAAAGAAGUCCGAUGGUGAUCUCAACGCUGGCACAGCCGUUGUAAAGAGCUCCUCUCAGAAUGGAACCCUCGUGCAAGCAAUUCCUCGCACCAGUGGCCUUGAUGCCCCCAUUAUGGAACUUACUGGUCAUUCCGGGGAGGUCUUUGCUGUACGAUUCGACCCCACCGCGCAGCACAUAGCAUCUGGCUCGAUGGAUCGGUCUAUCUUAUUAUGGAACACCUACGGACAAUGCGAGAAUUACGGCAUCCUUACGGGACAUCGUGGAGCGGUCCUUGAUUUGCAGUGGUCACGAGACUCACGGGCGAUCUUCUCUGCAUCGGCAGAUAUGACCAUUGCGGACUGGGAUGUAGAAACUGGGCAGAGAAUACGGCGCCACGUUGGCCACGAGGAGAUCAUCAACUGUCUGGAUAUCAGUAAACGAGGUCAGGAGCUGUUGGUGAGCGGAAGCAACGAUGGAUGCAUUGGUAUCUGGGAUCCACGACAGAAGGACGCUAUUGAAUAUCUUGAAACGGAGCUUCCCAUUACUGCGGUCGCUCUUUCGGAGGCAGGAAACGAGAUUUACAGCGGAGGUAUUGAUAACACGAUUUACGUCUGGGACCUUCGGAAGAAAGCUGUCGCGUACUCCAUGAGUGGACAUACGGAUACCAUCACAUCACUGGAAAUCUCGCCGGAUUCGCAGUCGCUUCUUUCCAACUCCCAUGACUCGACAGUGCGCACUUGGGAUAUCCGACCUUUCGCGCCGACCAACCGGCACAUCCGUACAUACGAUGGCGCCCCUAUGGGACUCGAGAAGAACUUGAUUAAGGCAAGCUGGGACCCGAAAGGUGAAAAGAUUGCGGCUGGAAGCGGUGAUCGGAGUGUUGUGGUUUGGGAUUUCAAAUCCGGAAAGCUUCUGUAUAAGCUUCCCGGGCAUAAAGGCACGGUCAACGAUGUACGAUUUUCGCCGAAUAAUGAACCUAUCAUCGUAUCUGGAUCGUCGGAUCGAACCCUCAUGCUUGGCGAACUCGGGAAAUGA
This is a messenger RNA of Aspergillus clavatus NRRL 1, 1080 nucleotides long. Its product is annotated as WD40 repeat domain-containing protein. The record is from RefSeq and is a predicted model, not a curated record. Gene Ontology annotation, molecular function: protein binding; RNA binding. The coding region runs from base 1 to 1080 and encodes 359 amino acids. Gene Ontology annotation, cellular component: catalytic step 2 spliceosome. The transcript is spliced from 5 exons. NCBI's taxonomy places the organism in Eukaryota, Fungi, Ascomycota, Eurotiomycetes, Eurotiales, Aspergillaceae.